This is a messenger RNA of Fomitopsis serialis, 252 nucleotides long. RefSeq names its product ribosomal protein L38e. The transcript has 4 exons. Bases 1 to 252 code for a protein of 83 amino acids. Gene Ontology annotation, cellular component: cytosolic large ribosomal subunit; ribosome. Gene Ontology annotation, biological process: protein-RNA complex assembly; translation. Lineage: Eukaryota; Fungi; Basidiomycota; Agaricomycetes; Polyporales; Fomitopsidaceae. Gene Ontology annotation, molecular function: structural constituent of ribosome. The record is from RefSeq and is a predicted model, not a curated record.
AUGCCCAAAGAAAUCCGCGAUAUCAAGCAGUUCAUCGACAUCGCCCGGCGAAAGGACGCCUCAGCGGCGCGCAUCAAGAAGAUCGCGCCCCGGGUAGCGGGCGGCAAGACACGCACAAAGUUCAAGAUUCGCUGCACGCGUUACCUCUACACCCUCGCCCUCGACGACCCCGAGAAGGCGGAGAAGCUCAAGGCGAGCUUGCCUCCUGGCCUGAACAUUGUCGAGGUCGAUGGCACACCAAAAAAGAAGUAG